UGUGUCUUGCCCUUAACUUUGCCUUGUGAAUUGAGUUCUACCGGCUGAGAUUUCUGUGAAUAGCUAGAAGAAUUAUGUUGUGCUAAUAGACCUCUUAACUAGUGAUAAUAUAGUGUAUAUCAUCACCCACGCUGUCUUCUUCCAUCACUUCUAACAAAAGCGGACUGCUUAACGUCAUCAAAAGCAUCCAGGUAUUCUUUAUAAGCCUCUUUUGUAUACUCUUCCUCUUCACGCCUACGCUGUUCGUCGAGCUCCUUCUGCCUAUCCUUUGCUGAUUUGAAGUUUGAACCUGAUUGAAAUUGAUUCAGUCUUUCUUGUGGAACGCUCUGUAUUUUAGACUAAUAGAUCAUUUAGCUAGUGUAAUUUUCGAAGGCAAUAAAUUUACUGGAUCUAUUUUACCAGAUUUUAACAAUUCCUGCUUUAUAGGAUCCAUUAAUUACUUCGAAGUAGAGAAACAAGCGAGUAUGCAAGUAUUUGAUCAGAUAAGCUUCAAUAAUACAGCAUGUUCAGUAGAAUAUAAUAGUUUAUUAGAUCUAUACGCCGUUGGAACGUACGAAUUGGUUGAAACAAAAACUAAUGAGCAAGGUCUAAUCAGUCAUCAAGAGAGGCAAGGAGAUUGUAUUUUAUACGAUUGUAAGGAAAGAAAGUUUAACGUAAUAGAUAGCAAAUCCACACCCGGUACUUUAGAUAUAAAGUGGAUGAAAGACUUUAUAGCCGUAGUCGAUGCCAAAGGUUACUUGUCUGUUGAUAAAUAUGAAAAUAAGAAGCUCAAACAACUAAGCUUGGUUGAUUGCAAAUCAGACAAUCAGUCGCUAGCUUUAUCACUCGAUUGGUCUAAUUCACGGAAAGAAGUUGAGCCAAUCGUGGCAGUUUCAAUGUCAGACGGCAGAGCACUCACCGUCAACAGUGCUACUGAACAGGUGCUAGUUGAUUGGCAGGCUCAUGAUUAUGAGACAUGGAUUGCCGCUUGGGAUCAUUACAAGCCGAAUGAUAUUAUCUAUACAGGUGCAGAUGAUUGCAUACUCAAGUGCUGGGAUCUCCGAUCAGGUGUAGACACUCCAAUCGCAUCCAACAAGAGAUUCGAAGGUGGUGUAACAACCAUAGCGAAUUCACCACAUGAUCAAAACAUCAUCGCUGUCGGCUCAUACGACGAGAAUUUGAGAAUAUUUGACAAGCGAAACAUCAAUAAGCCAAUCAAUAGCAUAAAGACAAGUGGCGGUAUAUGGAGAAUUAAAUUCAGUGAAGUCGAGAACAUGAGAAUGGUAAUGGCCAACAUGUAUGGGGGAUUUGAUGUUGUAAAUUAUCAAACAAAUGUCAUAGAAUACACCAACAGUGAUCACAAUCUGGCGUACGGUGUUGAUUGGAAUAGAGAUGGUCUCAUAAUGUCCGCAAGUUUCUAUGAUAAAAAGGGAAUGCUUUGGGUUGUCUGA
Molecule: messenger RNA, 1430 nt
Organism: Wallemia mellicola CBS 633.66
Lineage: Eukaryota; Fungi; Basidiomycota; Wallemiomycetes; Wallemiales; Wallemiaceae
Product: WD40 repeat-like protein
Exons: 2
Coding region: 465-1430 (321 amino acids)
Molecular function (GO): protein binding
Source: RefSeq, a predicted model, not a curated record